AUGCCCUACAGCGACGUCUGUCACUGCAAGUCCAAGAAGGCCACAAGGAUUUGGCACAACCGCCCUGGCGCCCCCGUGUGCCGCAAGAACGACCGCUGGGAUGCCUUCGUGGACGACAUCCACCCCGAGGCUGCCCAGCGUGGCACCACCAACGGUCGUCGCAGCCAGCAGUCCCGGGAGCAACUGUACAGCAUGCCCCUGCACUGCGACGAGAUUGCGCGGAUCUUCCUCGGACCCAGCAGCAAGAGCGAGGAAGACUGUCGCGCUGAUCAGCGCGAUCCUGAAGCAGUAUCGCACGGCGGACGGUCCGUCAAGAAGUUCAUAGAGAACGAGAUGGGCGUGAACACCGAACGGGAGCAGGGGGGCACUCAGAACGACAAUCGAGCAGCAGAAGAAGAUAACGAGGACAUCCAACCGGAGCUCCACCGCCGGACCGGAGACGGCGCUCUGGACACGCUGUUCAUCCGCGGGCGCCACAUGCAGAUCAGCACCUGGAUCUCGUCGCAGAAGCUGCGCCUGAUCAGCGCGGCGGUCCGCGUCAACAUGCAGUGCAUCUGCAUCUGGCGGCUGCGCAACCAACUGGAGCUAGAGGCGGUGCUGGAGGAAUUGAGCGCCCUGCUGCCCAAGCAGGAGCUCCUGGCGAUGUACCAUGAGGCCACCCGGGAGCCUCAGAGCUUCUGGUUCAUCCUCAAGUGCCCUCAACUGCCCCUCAAGUGCCCUUAA
Messenger RNA from Symbiodinium pilosum, 723 nucleotides. The record is from the annotation of a GenBank genome assembly. NCBI's taxonomy places the organism in Eukaryota, Dinophyceae, Suessiales, Symbiodiniaceae.